This is a messenger RNA of Erpetoichthys calabaricus (reedfish), 3802 nucleotides long. RefSeq lists its product as uncharacterized. Lineage: Eukaryota; Metazoa; Chordata; Cladistia; Polypteriformes; Polypteridae. The coding region runs from base 356 to 1732 and encodes 458 amino acids. The transcript is spliced from 14 exons. The record is from RefSeq and is a predicted model, not a curated record. Gene Ontology annotation, cellular component: cytoplasm; nucleus. Gene Ontology annotation, molecular function: mRNA binding. Gene Ontology annotation, biological process: negative regulation of mRNA splicing, via spliceosome.
AGAGAGAGAGAGAGAGAGCUUUGCUCAUUCCAGCAGGGCUUAGGGCUUCUGGCCAUCUGUCCACACUUUGGAAUCAACUGACAAAUAGGGGGACCACACUAAAGCUGGCAGGAACAGGAGAAGGACUAUUUACUGGGGAAAGUAAAGUAUCCAAAGAGCUCAGCAGGUGUCCUCAUACAAUUUGUGUUGGAGCUCAGAAGAGAACUUUUAGAAAAGCUUCUUCCUCCCUUGGCUGAGAGGUGGGAUUACGCCAUUGGUGUCCAAGGAUUUCUCCUUCUCAGAAGUACAGUAGGGCUGGAUCUGUCAUUUUUAUAGAAAUAACACAGCCUACCAACCCUGAACCAACACCUUCAAAAUGAAUAUAAAUAUGAUCACAAUGAAUAUAACUGGGAAGGAUGGGAAAGUCUCAGAAGGAGGCCUCAACGUCACAUUGACAAUACGGCUCUUAAUGCACGGAAAGGAAGUUGGAAGCAUUAUUGGAAAGAAAGGCGAAACAGUUAAAAAGAUGAGAGAAGAGAGUGGUGCUCGAAUCAACAUUUCCGAGGGAUCAUGCCCUGAGAGGAUUGUCACAAUUACAGGCCCCACAGAUGCCAUAUUCAAAGCUUUUUCCAUGAUUGCACUUAAAUUUGAAGAGGACAUAAAUGCUUCAAUGACAAACAGCACAGUGACAAGCAAACCACCUGUGACGCUCAGGCUUGUGGUCCCAGCCAGCCAGUGUGGCUCAUUGAUAGGAAAAGGGGGAUCCAAGAUAAAAGAGAUCCGAGAGACUACAGGAGCUCAGGUUCAAGUGGCAGGGGACAUGCUGCCAAACUCCACAGAGAGAGCUGUAACAAUCUCAGGCACUCCAGAUGCCAUCAUUCAGUGUGUGAAACAGAUCUGCGUGGUCAUGCUUGAGUCUCCACCCAAAGGUGCUACCAUUCCCUACCGCCCCAAACCAGCCUCAGCGCCCAUCAUAUUUGCAGGAGGCCAGGUCAGAGCAGACACCAUCUUGGCAUCAGCAGGAAACCAUACAGUCUUGGCACAGCCACAGCCAGCACCUACCUUUACAAUUCAGGGGCAGUACGCUAUUCCUCAUCCCGAUUUGACCAAGCUUCACCAGUUGGCUAUGCAGCAUAACCCUUUUACUCCCCUUGGGCAGACCAACCCUGGUUUCCCUGGACUGGAUGCCACAGCUCCAACUAGUUCCCACGAGCUCACAAUUCCAAAUGAUUUAAUAGGUUGUAUAAUCGGCAGACAAGGCAGCAAGAUAAAUGAAAUCAGGCAGAUGUCAGGGGCACAGAUUAAAAUUGCCAAUGCCAUUGAGGGCUCCGCAGAGCGACAGGUCACAAUAACAGGAUCACCCGCAAACAUCAGCUUAGCACAGUACCUCAUUAAUGCAAGCUUAGAGAUGGCUAAAAUCAGCACCCAGACUGCUACCGUCUCGACCCCUGUUGACCUCAACAUGAACCUCUCUCAGUCUGCCACCCCUACCUCCACCCCUUCCUCUAUGGCUGUCCUGGCAGCGGCGGCCGCCGCCUCUGCCGCCGUCAACGUCAAUACCCCUCCCCCUUUACCGACCACCCACUAUGCCGUUCCUGUCUCCAGUCUGCUUGGCAUGAAAACUGUCCCACUCCUGGCGCUAAACGCCGCGGCCGCAACGGGGGCCACAGGGAGUUUAUCUGCUUAUACUGCUAAAAUCCCAUCGACGGGUGGGGUUAAGAAAUCUGACCGCCAGAAGUUUGCUCCAUAUUGAGAAGGGAUGAAAGAAUGCAAGGUUUUACUUCCCUACCAUGAUCCUGUGGUAGAUCUUUAUAGUAUCCAAGGAAACAGAAGCCCUUACUCUUUAUUUAUUUUAAUUUUAUUUUUUACAAAUGAUUUAAUAAAAUAGAUAAGCUAACCUGCUAUUUUGUAUAUGUUUUCACCUCAAAAUGUCUUCCAUUCUUCAUUGCUUAACUAAAUUGAAUGGGCUAUUUCCAACAGCACAAUGCCAGGUGCUUCACAUUGAUUUGUAAAUUUAAUAUUGAGUAUUCUUUGUCUGCCUUUAUCGAGCAGAUCCUCCAGUUUUUCCAUUAUACCCUGAAUAUUUCUUCUGAUAUACAUUACUGUAGUGAGUUGAAAAAAAAAAGAAAACCUUUCGUUUCAUACAUCUGCAAAGAGACUUGGUUUAUCUCUGAUGCAGACACACACAGACAUUUUUCGGGUAAUGGAUGUGAAAAAGUCAUCUCUGGUCUUGGAAAAACUACAGUAUUUUUUUUCCCCUCACUGACAAAUUAUACCCUACAACUAUGUGAUCACUUUUGCAACUUAGACAUUCUGAAAACUAGGCAGUUGGUGAUAGUAAAUUGUCAAGAAAAAACCUUAUCCACAGAAAACUUGAUUUAUUUUUUACUUAAAUAAAGAAUUCAAUAUCUUUAACUCAAAAUUCAAAGUACAAAUUCAAAAUUUCAAAACACAAAGUACAGUAUUAAACUAAACUACACCAGAAUUACAUCUUAAGCCAAGUCCACAAUUCCAAAAUUCUAAAUAUUGAAUUCCAGAACCUCCAGAAAGCUGAGAAAAGAAAUCAAAAAUAAAUAUCUAAAUAAAUUAAACUACUAGAACUGGACACAUACAGAAAAGUGAAGCAAAACAGUUACAAGAGCUAAUGCCACAGCAAAAUGGCCCUGGCAGUAGGUAUCUUGAAUAGGAUUGAAUCGGGCAACACCAAGGUUAGGUUAAGGGAGUAUGGACAAAGAGAAAAGACAAAAUAUAAACCAAGAGCAAUGAAGAAAGGAUAUAAAUUUUAAAAACAACAAAACAAAAACAGCAGUCCUGACACACUGGAAUUUUUAUGCUGCUCUUGUCUGAAAAAAAAAAAAAAGACUGUCGUCGUGACCAUAUUACAGACAAAGAUGCUGCCUUUUGGGUGCAAAGCUCCAAAUGGAAUCCUAAAACACAAACACAUUAUAUCAGAAGAUACACUACAGAGACAGGCACAAGCAGAUUACUCAGUAACUGUAUUAAUGGAAACCAAAGUUGCCAGUGCCACACUCACCAUAAAAAUGCCUCACUUUGGAGUUUUGUGUGUAUUUAGUGAAAGUGGAUAUUUUGUUAUAGUCCAAAUAUUAAACAGGACUGUUGCAGAAAAAAAAAAAACUGGACAUCUGGUCAUCCUAUAUUAUGUUACAACCAUUUCUUUACGGUGUUCACAUUUGUAAACUUGCUAGUUGAAGUGUUAUUCACAGAGUUAUCGUAGCUUGGUAGAAAUAGCCUCCUAAGAAUGAAAUCUUAAGUUGAAACUCAAAACUUUGGGGAAGCAUUAAGAGUAGUUAGAAAUGGAGCAAGGGUCCAGUCCCGCUAAGUUGAGAAGCGCUACUAAAAAGAGUUCCUAACUUUGAGUAUCCUUUCCCUUAACUAAACUUAAAUUUCUGAAGGUCGCCGUGAAGUUUUGUUUUUAAUCCCAAAAUGUGGACGACAAAAAUUGUGCGCUGCCAUUAUAAAUAGCUGUGGUGUGCACUUAUCACCAAAAAACACAAAUUGACAACAAGCAUUAAAAAAACAAGCAAGAUGGCAUUAAGAUAAAUAAAUAACUAUUAGAAUUCCUAAAAUGACAAGAAAUAUUACAAUAUAAGGUUUGCGAAAAACCGUCAUGACAGCUUGAAAACAAAGCAAGGCUUAAUCCAUCUUUAUACUACAUGGUGUCGUUCACAAUAUACAUUGUUUCAUAGUGUUUUAUAAAUCAGCUGCAUUUAAAUAAAAUUAUUAAAAAUAAGACCCCCAUUUCUAGAUUUGCUAAAGUGAUGGCAUAUUUGUGUGUGGUCAGACAUGUAUCUUUGAAAGCAAA